AUGCGGCUUUGGCUGCUACUAUUACACAUACUAGUUUCUCUUGUAGAUGCGUUCUUGGUUCAUGAUGGCGGUUUGAGGCUUACUUCGGGUGUAAGCAGACCUAGUUGGCCCGUUUUGCGUGGGAAGUCGUUAUUAGAUGACCCCCUGCUGCUAGCUCCAUCUUCCAAGCCAGGUGAGGACCAUGAGGUGGUUGUAUCUGAAAGUCCUGCCUUUGGUUUGCAAAGGACAUUGUACACGCAUAGACGCAAGGCACGAGCUAGAGGGCCACUCUUUAACCCCGGAGAUUGCGUGUAUUUAGCAUCUGGACCGUAUCGCAAUGCUAGGGGUACUGUAUUGUCUACUUUUCGUCGUGCUCCAGGUGAACCUCAUUUAGUCAGUGUGGUAUUGGAUUGCCGUAAUGAGCGUGGUAUAGUGCGUGGAAGAUUGAAUGGUUACCACGGUUUCCGUUUAACUGUCCGUGAGUCUCAGCUUACAGCACGACCUCCAUUUUCUCCAUUUUCGCCACCACCCUUAUCCAGUGAUGAAUAUAGGGGUUUAAGUCGUACUAAAUCUGGGCAUAUACGACGUUCACAGGAAGAUUCGUUCAUUGCACUGCUUAUGUCACGUGUUGUGAACAGCGUUCAUAUUAGCGACUUUCAAUAUGCGUUUGAUUCUUUGUGCCGUCUCAAUGUUGACAAAGAAUACCCAUAUCAAUCUUUGGUUGUACAAAUAGCCCGUAAUUUUUCGUUUCAAGAGGAGGGCGGUGAUCUUCGCAACUUGGUGAAUUCGAUCCUUGGUCGUUUGCGACAUGUUAUGAAAGCAGAAUGUUCUGGGAUCUCACGUGGAACCAUUCCGUGGUUCUCCUGGGCUGUUGGCAUGUUGAGAUCGCGUCGUCUGAUUAAUGACGAGGAAACUUGUGAUAUUAUUGUCAAGCGUAUUAGCAACCUUUUGCUUUCUGGUAAAUUAGAUGCUUUAACUCAAGGCGAGAUAUCACUUUUAGCUAUGGGUUUCUAUAAUUGUGGCCCAUUGAGGCAUGAGGUUUUGCAUCGUUUGGCCAUGUUGUUUUCGUAUUUUCCAGUUAAAACCGUGGAAAGUAGGCGUGCCUCCGUGUUGGCAAGGUCUCUUACAAAUGCAGGCAUUGUACACCCAGCAUUCAGCCGGCUAAUUUGCGAUAUGAUUAGAGGAGAACAUGAUCUAUUACCUCCUGAGAGUGCUGUGCAUUUGUUAGAGUAUUUGUCUACUGAUCCUUCGACACCGCAAACAAUCAAGGACGAGUUGCUUGCAUGUUGCAGCGUCCCUGAAUUUUUGAAACCGACAGCAACUCCUGAAGGGCCAGCUUAUGAGUUAGCUGUACGUCUUGCAGGGUUGUCUGACCGUGAGAUGUCUGAAUUGCUACACGCAAUUCGGUCUGGAGAGUGCGAGUUGCCAUUGAAAGUGGCUGUGAAUUCAUUGAGGAUACUCCCAGUGGUUCCGUCAUCAUUAGAACUUAUACGUCUUAUGCUAGUCCGGACGUCGAAGAUAUACGAUCGAUUGACCUUGAAGCAGCGUUUACGUGUACUUCAUGCUGCAAUUCGUGUAAAUAAAUGCCCUAUAGAGGUUGUAGAUGCUGUUGAACAUCAUCUAAAGAGCAUGGAGCCUGACCGUGUUUUGGAGCCAUCAAUGGCCAAAGUUUUGGGUCAGUUUUUGCCUCGUAUACCUGAUUCCAGAUCAAGUGCCCAGCGUGUCAUCUUGGACCACCUUGAACGCUUCAUCACAUUCUCUCUAUCAUCAUUGCGCGAAAAAGCGCUAGAUGCUGCGAGGGCGAGAUCUGUCAUGCGUACGGCAACAUUGUGUCUAGAGCGUAUUCCAACAUUGGGUUACGAGAUGUCUGUAUUUGCACAACAUUCAGCAACUCUACUACGUGAGGGUAUAAAGUUUGCGCCACAUCGUAUGAGUAUACUUUUGGGCCUGAUGGCGGUCCAGGCCAUGUCGCCUAAAUACUUCGAUGCUGCAUCGGAAUCUGCUCGUCAGCUUCUUGCGGACCCAUCUGUAGUUAUCCCCUCUGAGGUGUUGCCAUUAGUGGAGCUCCUGUUGGCUGUGAAGUCAACAACCGAGGGCGAGGAUUCUUGCUCUUCACUGUCAGGACACGUGAAUAUCCCGUUACUACCGGUUCCCAAGGACAUCGCCUCGAAGCCUCGACGCCAUCGGGAUGUGCAUGACUUUUCAGUGUUAUUUUCGCUAAUGGUUCGUUCAAGGCUACUGGAUAAAAGAGGAAACUUGCUGAGCAAUGCUUUUGUUUUUGCGGAGGAUAAUAUCAAUUCUUUAUCUAGCGUUGAUCUCCUAUUGUUAAGAGAUGCACUAGUAUCGCUGGAUGCAUUUGACGAGAAGUGGGAGGGUCUUUUCGCAUUGGUACCAAAGGGUAUCGAUGCAGUUACUUAG
Babesia sp. Xinjiang is the source of this 2397-nucleotide messenger RNA. RefSeq lists its product as uncharacterized. The coding region runs from base 1 to 2397 and encodes 798 amino acids. The record is from RefSeq and is a predicted model, not a curated record. The transcript is spliced from 4 exons. NCBI's taxonomy places the organism in Eukaryota, Apicomplexa, Aconoidasida, Piroplasmida, Babesiidae.